AUUAGUUGUAGAUAAAUAGGCUAAGAUGACGUCAAUAAGAAAGUAGACGAGACAAGAUUAUCGAUUACAUAUAAUCGUUAAUCCAAUGGUACUAAGUACUAGAGGGAAGAAUACGAUAGAUACCGCUCUUUUAUAUUGAAGCAUCCGUUCUAUGUCUUUUUGUUUGUUAUUCUAGAGAGUCGUAUAAAAUCAAUCGACCAAAAAAGUACCUUACGUUUAUAUCGAAUAGUUUGGCAUCCUAAAAUAAAAAUUUCGCAUCAAGAACACGUGCUUUUCAAGUAUACAUACGUCACCAGAUUCAUACUACCAUAGAUAAGGCACGAGCAUUGAUUGAUUUUCAUUGUGAACUAUAUAUAUUUUAUUUGAAUAAUGAAAACAAAAAUACGAUAGCAGUAGAAUAAAAAUAUUUUUUCUUUCUAUUACUUUCUUUAAAUAUAAGCACCUAUAUAUAAAUAUAUCACUUUUGUCUGUUUUGAGGGUGUGGGUACACUUCUUCAUUUGGUCCAAACACUGCCACACCCACAUCUUUGAUGAAUAUAAGUCUGUUAUAUAAAAGAUUUAAUUAACAUGGUAUUGGUUUUGUGUUUCAAUCGAUCAUUGUUUGUCACUAUUAAGAAAGCGCUCAAUGGGUAGAAUCGUUAGACAGUAGAAGAAGAAGAAGAAUACUCCACAUUUCGGCUAUCUUGCGAUAUAGGAUGCUGCCCGAGGACUGUUUCAAAAGCCCGAUAUUUUUUCUAAAUCUAUUACUAAAUGUAGCUCUGGACAGAAGAUCGACCUGACUCAGAGUUUUCGUCGCUUAAUUACUAAAGCUUCCCGUACAUACUGACUAACCACAUAUUAGGCACAAGAGCUUUUUAGUUUAUGUCAACGCGUAGUCAGUUUGUUAUCAGAUGGAUGAUCCGAGACAAUGUAGCCGUUAUUGACUUGUCCAAAAUAAUUUUAUGACUAAUAGGGCCGAGGUUUGAACACAGUACCUUAUGGGUAUGUGUCAAUCAUCUUAACGAUUCAGCCAUAGCGGGUUUCGUUAGACACUAACUAAUUAAUAUUGUUAUUUUCUUGAGUUUAAAUAAUUACACAACAUAAAAUGAUAUACUUAAUAUCGAAAUAUGUGACGAAGUACAUGUCAAACUCUUCGUAAUCGAUAACAUUUAUUUGUUAGAAUUGAGUAGCCAGUAUUCUCAUUGAAUAGGUCAUGCAUAUUUUAUAUUUUCUUUAUUAUGUCAGAUUAUUUCCUGUGUAUCCCGACGGUAUCCGAAAUAGACGGAAUCCGCUUUUUCUCCCUUGCCCACACCACGCCCACACCCACAACAAACAGAAGAUAAAUUAGGUACAUUCGAUAUUCUUCGUUCAUGUUAUUCCCGUAUUAAAACUGAAUCAAUAUGUCUUAUUACCUGUGAUCUUUUUGAAAACGUUAACCUUACACCAUUAAUUAACAUGUUUAGAGUAAGAGAUGCAUCUUUAUCUAUGCUUUAACUUAAAAGAACAACAUCAAUAACAACUGGAAAAGAAUCUAUUGUAUAACCUGGAGAAAAAAUUAAAUUCACUACAGGUUAGAAUAUAAUAUAUUUAAAUAAUUUACUUAAUCGUUUAUAUGAAUGUCUUCUCUUUUUGUUUUUAUAUAAAAGAAAUUUGGAAAAUAUUUUCUAUUAUCGAACUAAUUAAAUAAUUAAAUAGAAUAGUCUACCAAUCAAUUGCUUCUUUCUUCUAAAAAAUAUUUUAUUUUUCAUUUUUCUAAUAGAAAAAAUCGAUAAUCAGUCAAUAUCAUCUUUACUCUCAACUUUAAAUUUUCUAGUUUUAUGUCUUUAUUUAAGUCUCGAGUGUCGUUACAGUAAGAGAUUUAAUAGAUUGCAGGCUAACUAAAUAUGUAUGAAUUACAAAAAUAAAUACUUUUGAAUGAUUGAGAAUGACAGAAUCUAUUUUAAAACUCUAAGUUUUUUUUUCAAUUGAAAUGUUUUUGUUUUUUAUAAUCCAUAAUCUUUUAUAUAUAAAUGAUUUGAUCUUAAAUAGAAAAAAAUCGAGUUAUUUGUUUAGUCAGAACAUUAUACCAUUUCGAAAAUUGGUAUGAGGAAAAAUGUAAAAAGUUUCUUUGAAAAAAACUUGAAAAGUAGUUUUAUUUUUAGAUAUUAGUCUUAUCAUAACAAUUCUGAUAAGAAUUUCAGUUUGACUACUGUCAUUUCUAUUCUAGACUAACUUUAGUCAAAAAACAAGGAAGAAAUUCUACUUUAAAACAUCGAAUAUGAAAAUAUAGCUCUGUAUACUUUUCUUAGAAUUACAUUAUGAUGAACUUCAUGAAACUGAAUAAGCGAAAUUUUUGUUAUUCAAACUAAUAUUUGAACGAGGAAUUUGACAAUACAAAACGAAACUUGUUAAAUUCAUAUAUAAGUGAAUUAUUUGAAUUAUUUUUUGAAAUAGUACCUGAAUUUUAUACAGUUGAUCAAUCAACUAAUGCAGUAAUAUUAAUACGAUUAAAAGCUAAUUCAGAUAAAUAUCUUCUAUUAAAACAAAAUAUUCUUGCUAAAUAUCCUCGAACAAGUAUUCGACAAGAUUUGGUUGAUGCUCAUUUAUAUUUAAUAAAAAAAUCUUGUUUGGAUAUUGCUAUUCGUUCAAGUUAUUCAUCAUUUCCUAAACAAUGUCUACCAGAAAUGAUUCAACGAAUGGCAACUGGUCAAUCACUUGAAGAUCUCAUUUCAACAUCUGCUAAUGUAACGAUGGUGAUGAGACAGAAAGCCACUAAUUUAGAUAAUCAUGCUGAUUUAACAAGACUUUCAAAACCAUAUGAUUGUGAUAAUAAACAAAUAAGAGGAGGUUGUUAUUACUUUAUUGAUGAGACACAAAUUUUUCGCGUUAAACAUGUUCUUUCAUAUCUUGAAGCUAAUCGACAAGCAUCAUCACUCAUUUUAUCAUAUACCAAUGAAGAUAUUACAUUUAAAGAUCGAUUAGAACAGAUUCAAAUUACUCCUGCUUGUAUUGUCGGUGAUGGACAUGUUAUUGGAAAGAAAACGACAGUUAAACGAACUAUUAUUGGCAAAAAUUGUCGAAUUAAAAAUGAAUGUAAAAUAGUUAAUUGUGUUUUACUAGAUAAUGUUUAUGUUAAAGAAGGAGUAACUCUGGAAAAUUUCAUAUUAUGUUCUCAUUCAACAAUCGGAUCAAAAUGUGUAAUUCAAAAUUCAAUUGUGUGUUCCAAUCAACAAGUCGAAGCAGACAGAAAAUUGAAUGGUGAAACAAUAUCAGCUAAAAGCGAUGAAUCUGAUAUUUUUGUGGUAUUCAAUGAUGAAUAG
Messenger RNA from Rotaria sp. Silwood1, 3278 nucleotides. NCBI's taxonomy places the organism in Eukaryota, Metazoa, Rotifera, Eurotatoria, Philodinida, Philodinidae. The record is from the annotation of a GenBank genome assembly.